CGAGUAGCUCCAGUGUUGUACCUAAUAAUGGCUGCCCACAACGAGGACCUGAUCCAUGUGGAUGACUUCGACUCGUUCGAGGACGAAACAUACGGCUCCCUCUCGGAUGAUGGGAGCAGCUACUUGACGUCCAUCUCGACGCACAUCCGCAAUGGCAUUGAAGAAAACGGCCGCAAGUACCCCGCCUAUGGCAGAAAUAUGUACGGCCUCCCCAUCGACGAAAGGGAGCAGGAGCGCAACAACAUCCAGCACGUCAAGUUCCGCAAAAUCAUCGGCGGGGCGCUGCACCGUGCUCCGAUCCCCCUCGCGCCGGCGAGGAUCCUGGACCUGGGCACCGGGUCGGGCAUCUGGGCCAUCGACGCCGCCGACCAGUACGAAACCGCCGUGGUGACGGGCGUGGACAUCGCGCCCGUGCAGCCCGAGUGGGUGCCCCCGAACUGCCAGUUCGAGGUGCAGGACAUCGAGGACGAGUGGCUGUUCUCCACCACCAGCUUCGACUUCAUCCACGCCCGCGAGCUCAUCAUGGCCGUCCGCGACUGGGACCGGCUGUUCAGACAGGCAUUCGACCACCUGCGGCCCGGCGCCUACAUGGAAGUCGGGGGCACGUACCCGACGCCCACCUCGGACGACGGCACGCUGCCAGCGGACUCUCACCUGAAGGAAGUCGAGCGGCUGUUUUUCGAGAUGGCGGAUGCCAUGGGCACGCCGCUGAACGCGCCGACGCUGUGGAAGGCCCAGAUGGAGCGCGCCGGCUUCGUCGACGUCACAGAGUCCAUCUACAAGGUGCCCCAGGGCAUCUGGCCGAAAGAUGGCCGGCUCAAGGAGAUCGGCGCCUACGAGAACUUCAGCCUCCGGAACGGCCUGGACGCCUACCUGCUCCGCGGCUAUACCACCAUGCUGGGAGGCAAUCCGGACGAACUGCAGAUCCUGAUCGCCGAGACGAAACGCGAGCUGCGGAAUCCCAAGAUGCACAGUUAUAUCUUCUAUUACAACGUCUAUGGAAGGAAACCUGCCCCCACGCAGUCUUGAAAUCCAAGAGGCGAGGCGCUCUAUCAGUAUCCCACCAAGUGCACCUCAUCUCGAGGCCAUGUGUCAGGGAAACCCGGACAGAAAAGCUGUCAACGACUUCACUGACCAGAUCUCACAUGGCGCAGUCACUGAUGGUAUCAUCUAGACAUCACCGCCAGCAAUGGAAAAAAAGGCGUUAUCUGAAUAAUCUGCCGAUGAGCAGGAGGCUGAGUCGAGAUUGGCUCGAACCCACUCCCAGCAUGCCAGGAGACCGACGGCAUUCCAGACGGCGAUUCUGUCCACCUACAACGGCACCUCAAUACUCCGCUUCUGCCUUCUGCUCACCACGGCGGAACUGUCGUCCACCACCAAUGCACGUCGUUAUCGCGCUCGGCUUUCCUCCAAAACAAGGACCAUUGAGGAUGGAGUUUCAGGCGAACAUUGCCCCGAGGGACGCAAGCAGUGUCGGUGAUCCAGGCGUCUGGGAGGUUUCUGGCGUCCCCAUCAAGGACAAUCUCCUUGGGUUUGUUGCUUUCUCAAAACGCGGCAAUCCAGACUGAUGCCGCUGGUCAGUAUGAUUCGCACUGAGAACAAAAGCACUUUGUAUUCGCUUACCAUGGGUACACGGGCAUGAAGCCUGGCUGUGUAAGCGGCCGGCUAUUCAAAAAUAAGCCCGCAUAAAGAACUCCAAUAACAUGGAAGUGACCAAAAUCCCUGCUGGUCGUUGCUUUGACCGGGCAUGCGCGUCUUGACAUCGUUCUUCCUCGUGGACCUCGCGGGUCAGGUGCGGCGCGCCCCGUGCUUGGAGGGUUUCCUGGCGGCUUUCGUGUCAUGCCUUUACCUUCUCUGUCUUGGAAGUGGCGAGGGUAUUUGAGUCUAUUUCUAUGUCCCGAGUCGAACUUUCGGAGGCUCUUCUGGCCUUCCAGUUCGAGACGAUCUCGUUCUUGAAUUCUUCCAGCUCGCUGUCGUCGCCGAGGAGGAGUGUUUGUGGGGUUAUUGUCGUCGACGUCGCCACCGCCACCUCCACCGGCUGCGACGAUUCCCAAUAGAGCCAGCGGCGCAUCGCGUCCAUGAUCUUCUGCUGCUUCGCAGGGCCCGUGAGCAUCAUGAUCUCGACAAACUCGAGGGCCUCCCAGGUGCGCAGCGCGGGCAGCGGGUGUCCCGGCCCGUGGUAGAACCACAGGCCGUGCUUCUCGGCGCACGCGACGACAAUGUGGAUGCAGUUCUGCAUGGCGAACCGCGGGGGCACGCUCAGGUCGACGCCCUCGUCCAGGCUGUUAGCCGUCAUCUCGCCGACGUCGGCCAAGAAGCGCUCCGCCGCGGCGUCGACGUCUUGCAGGUUGCACAGGAUGCCGUGCAGGGCGUAGAUGCUGGCCAUCAGCAGCCGCUCGUCCGAGACGGGCAAUCGGAUGGACUUGGGCGCCAGCAAGCGGCCCAUCGCCGUCGUCGGGCCCAGGGCCAGGCGCCGCGCCGCCCAGUAGCGGCACUCUCCGUUCGAGCGGGC
This is a messenger RNA of Cladophialophora immunda, 2512 nucleotides long. RefSeq lists its product as uncharacterized. The transcript has 2 exons. Gene Ontology annotation, molecular function: methyltransferase activity. The coding region runs from base 28 to 1029 and encodes 333 amino acids. NCBI's taxonomy places the organism in Eukaryota, Fungi, Ascomycota, Eurotiomycetes, Chaetothyriales, Herpotrichiellaceae. The record is from RefSeq and is a predicted model, not a curated record.